This is a messenger RNA of Caenorhabditis elegans, 1352 nucleotides long. It is a transcript of the gene efn-4, whose product is annotated as Ephrin-4. Gene Ontology annotation, cellular component: membrane; plasma membrane. The transcript is spliced from 4 exons. The record is from RefSeq and is marked reviewed. Lineage: Eukaryota; Metazoa; Nematoda; Chromadorea; Rhabditida; Rhabditidae. Bases 5 to 1051 code for a protein of 348 amino acids.
CAAUAUGAAACAAUUCUUCGAAUUUUUAAUAACAACAUUUUUGCUACUCGGACUGGCCGCUGCAGACGAGCACAUUGUCUACUGGAACUCUACAAAUUCACUGUUCCGAAAUCGGCAGCCAACGAUCGAAGUUCGAAUGGGAGACGUUGUUCGAUUUGUGUGUCCGGACAAUGAGGAGGGACGAAACGAUGGCGAGUACCUGAUUGUCUAUGAAGUAACCGAGUUCGCGAUGGAUGACUGUGCUCUGGAGUCACACUCGAGAGAAGUUAUACGGUGUGCACCCGAAGGGACUGCAGAGAAGGUGCUCAGAACUCAGCAGUUGAGUGGCGGAAGACGGGAAGACUGGAAGAAGCAGAAAGUUCCGCCGAAGAAUGUGGCUCAGCUCAUCAGGCAGCUCAAUCCUAUUCCGAAUGGGAAAGAGUAUCAACCAGGGCAGACGUAUUAUUAUAUGACAACAUCGACUGGAAAAGCGAAUGGCACCAACCAUCGGAUGUACGGAUUAUGUGAAUCUCAAAACAUGCGGCUCUCGAUGAAAGUGUCUGCCAGUCAACCUCACCCAACUCGCCGAGCACCAACUCGCCGACAGGAGGAUUUUGUGACAACUGCGAGCGCCGAAUUGAUGGGCGGACAGGAGGAUGAAGAUUCAGAUAACGACAAUGCCCAUCUGCUGCCGAGGGACUUGGAAGGAUCGACGAAUCCAAAGUUUCGAAGACCAUCGCAAUUGGAGACGGCAGGAGUUGAGAAUCAGCAAUUUAUGAAGGUUGUCCAAAUGGCUCAGGCUGGCAAAACUGGCACAUUUGAAAACGAGAAAGAGGCGAUCGCGCAGAAAAGUUCGGAAAAAGACGGAUGGCAUCCGGUGAACGUGCAAUAUGUGGCUGAUCUAAUGAAUAAUGCAUAUCAGAAUGCUGAUGAGAGGAUUUCUUAUCAAAGGGAUUUUGAAAUUCACGAGGAGAAUGAUCUUGCUGUAAAAUCCUUGGAAUAUUCAUCAUCUUCAACUUCAUUAUCAACAAAUUUUGCAAUUUUACUAGCUGUAAUCUAUGUUCUAUAUUAAUUUUAUUUUCUUCCCUUUUGUUCCCAAGCUCUUCCCAAUUUCCAUUGUGAUUAUCGAGCCAUCCGGCUUAAAUUCACAUAUCCCCCAAAAUCAGGUUGUUCCAUGCUUUUCCCAGCUUCACCCUUCCGUCUCUCUCUCUUUGCUCACCGGUUUUGAAUAGUAUUUUUUUGUCAAACAUGUGACGGGUUCACACGCUCGAGUUAGAAUUUCUAUAGCUUCCAGUUUUCCUCUCAUCAAUUAGAAUGUUCAUCAAUUGAGAUGCUUGAUUUUUUUUGUUGUAUAUAAAGAUUUUUAUAAUUAA